GCGCCUCGGCCACACUGUACUGCAUACACGAAAAUAAAAAUUUUUUUUUGACAAAAUCGUGCAUGUUUUCGCUCGCAAUCCGUAUGCACAACGCAGGCCGCGCGAGCCCUAGCUAGCUAGACCGCCGCCCCACCCGUCCCACGAAACGCAGCGCAUCGCAUCCCGCGAGCAGCGCUCCCACUUGUGUGUUUGUUAUGAAUAUACCGAAGGUGACAACAUCGCUUGGUGCCGCCGAAAAGGCGAAACCCGAACGUGUGGCAUCCGCCGCGGUCGCAGCCGCAGCAGCAGCAGCCUUCAAUGCGGUCAGCCUGCAGAAGCGCAGUGGCGUGGAUGACCCAUCGGCCAGCGCUGCUGGGGAGGAUCCCUCGCGCAAGAAGGCUAAGACAGAGCUGCUCCUCGGAGCGCCCACCAGUUUGUCCAGUUUGCCCGCCAAAGCGACGCAGCAGCUCCUCUUUCAGCGGGGUAAGGCGCAGGUCAAAGAUGCACCGGAUCCAUCGGAUGAUGUGUCCUGGGAAGCCCGUGACUCCACCGGCCAGCAGAUUAUAGUGUGCAACUUUGGCUCCACCGCCACCGAAAUCAAGGCGGAGGAUGCGGACAAGCAGACCUUUGCCAGCUUUACCAAAAAGGAGGGCGCCUCUUCGUCGGCCUCGUCCUCCUCCUCCACCGCCUCCAUUAUCUCCAUUGAGCCCAGCGGCUCCUCGGUCCAAGAGCAGCAGGCUGACCAUAAUCCCGGCAAGGCGGAGGACCUCGACUACGUGCUGAUGCCAGCCGCCGGGGCAACGGAGAGCAGUACCAGUAGCAGUACCGUGGGUGGAACCACCACAUCCACCAUCAUUCUGAACACCAACAAUGGGGCCACAGGAGUCAGCAGCAGCGGAGCCGGGGGCACCACAACCACCACCGCCACGAUUCUCACCCAGAAGCAGCCCGGCCACACCAACUAUAACAUCUUCAACACCAGCACGACGGCCACGGGCAGCCAAACGCCCACCACCACGCUGCUCAAUCGGGUGAAUCUGCACGCCAAGAUGAAGACCCAGCUGGUGGUGAACGCCAAGAAGCUGACGGAGGUCACGCAAACGACGGCCAAGGUGUCCAUUGGCAACAAGACGAUAUCGGUGCCGCUGCUCAAGCCGCUGAUGAGCGCCAGUGGGGCGGCCACCGCCGGCGGAGCCACGAUUGUGGAGGGCAAGCAGUUGCAGCUGCAGGCGGGUGGCCAGGUUACCACCUUGCAGCCGGGCGGAGCAGUUCAGCAGGUGCACCAUCAGCACGUGCAUCCGCACACGCAUCCGCAUGCCCAUCACAACUUCACCAAGCUGAUCAAGCGGGUGCCCAAGAACCCGGGCACCAUUGUCUCGUUCUCGGGGCUGCAGAUCAAGCCGGCGACCACCAAGAUCGUGGCCACCAAAGUGGUCAGCAAGAAGAUGUCGCUGCAGCUGCAGCAGCACCAGCAGCAGCUCCAACAGCAGCAGCAGCAGCUUCAGCAACUGCAGGUGACGAGCGGUGGCUUGGCCCCGCCCACUGGCAGCAUUGUGACCAUCACCACCACCAAUCCCAGCCAGACAUACGCCAUGGUCCAGGAUGCCACGGGCGCAGUAGCAUCUCAUUCGAAGGAAGAAGAUGCUCCGCCUCGGAAGAUCACCUACACGGAGAACCUGCAAAAGAUCCUGAACAAGAGCAAGUCCCAGGACGACGAGUUUGCCAACAUCAACAGCGUGGUGAUCAAGCCGCUGGACAAGAGCACCACCCUUAACUGCCCGCCCAGCUUCAAUAUCUUCAAGCAGCAGGCAACCCAAAACCAAACCAACUCCUCCGUGGGCAGUGGAGCCCAGUGCACCCCAGUGACCUUAACCAUGACGCCGGCCUCGGGCAGUAACUCCUCGGAUCUGGCCACCACCGCCUCCCAGUCCACCGUCUCCGUCUCUGCGGGCACCAUCUGCAUCAAUAGUCCGAUGAUGGGCUCGCGGCCCAUCAUAUCCAUUCAGAACAAGAACAUAUCCCUGGUGCUCUCGAAGACGACGAUGGCCCAGCAGAAGCCCAAAAUGAUCACUACCACCACGCUGGCCAGCCAGUCGGCGCUGCAGAUGCAUCAUGCUUUGGUCCAGGACUCGAAUGCGAAUGCGGAAAAAGCGGACAGAGCCACUUCUGGAUCAGCAGUGGCGGGAUCCAUGCAGCUCAAGCUGACCACAGUGGCCGCCUCCACGCCAGCCAAACUCAGUGUCAGUCUGGCCACCGAAGCGGCCAAGCUGGAGGAGAUUGCCGGCGAGCCAAAGGCCAAGGUGUUGCUCAAACAGGAGACGACCGUGAAGGAUGCAACUGGCACUGGAACUGGAGCUUCGUCAAGCGAACAGCAGGAGCGGAGCGAGGAGAUAGGCACCCCGGAGAAGCGCUUAAAUGCCAAUACCACAUUGACGCCCAUUAGCCAGGUGCAGAAUCAGAACCAGAAUCAGAACCAGAACCAGGUGGCCACGGCCACUGCUACUCCUACCUCAACUGCCUCCAAUCCCAGCACGCCCACUGCUCCAGCCAGUGCUGUGGCCACGGCCACGGCCACGCCCACUCAACGCUCGGGCACGGAGGAUUCGAAUAAUGCCCUGCUGAAGCAGCUGCUCCAGAACAGCAGCAGCAGCAGCCACGGCCACGGGCUCAAUGCCAAUCCCAUUAGCAUACCCUCGACGGCACCGCUCUCCGCCAGGAAGGUGAUCAAUGUGCGGGCACCCAGCAUGGGACUGGUCAGCAGUCUGGAGGCGCAACUGGCGCGUCCAGUGAUUCCGCCAGUGCCAGCGGCCACCCAAGCGGCGGGCGGUAGUAGUAGUGGCGGAUCCGUGGCCACCUCCACCGUUACCACAACGGUGGCCAGUGGCGGAGGCAGUGGCCAGCAACAACAACAGGUGGUGGUCACCACUGCCUCGGAACGAACUGGUACUCCGGUCACAGCAGUCGUGGCCAUCUCCUCCGCAACUGAACCCAAGCUGGAGCAGCAGAAGACGGAGCAGCCGUUGGUGGUGGCCACCUCACAGCCACCAGCACCUCCUCCUCCUACGCAGCAGCAGCAACAGCAACAGCAACAGGCUCCUCCGCAACAGCAACAGCUCCAACUGACACCCCACCAAGUCAAGCAGACGGUGCAGAUAGUGUCCAAGGAGACAUCCUUUAUCUCGGGACCCAUCGUGGCGACCAACACUAAAGUGCCGCAGGAAGCCACUGUCAAACAGCCUGGCGAGCUGCUGCCGCCGCCUCCGUACGAACUGGCCACCGCUCCCAUCUCGAAUGUGACCAUAUCCAUAUCCACCAAGCAGCCAGUGCCGCCCAAGGAGCUGCUGCAGAUGAAGCCCACCAAGGCGGUGGCCAUGUCGCUGCCCAUGGAGCAGGGCGAGGAAUCCCAGCCAGAGCAGGCGGAACAGCAGCAGCAGCAGCCAGCGCCACAUCAACCGGAACGACAGGGAGGAGCAACCGUAGCGGGAGGAUUAUCAUCACAAACUGGUGCAGCCAUAUGGAGCAAUAGCAAUCAUGUGGAGGCCAAGAUACCUUUUAAGCCGGGCGAGGCCCAGAAACGCAAGCUGCCCAUGCAUCCGCAGUUGGACGAGAAGCAGCUCCAGCUCCAGACGCAGCAGCAGCAACAGGUGGAGAUGCCGAUGCCCAUCAGUGGUGCCUCCCUGCCAGCCGGACAAACUGCAACCACCGGCGGACAAACUGGUCCCGAAAAGGUACAGCUCAUUUCGGCCAUUGCCAAUUAUGUGAAGAAAUCUGGCGAGGCACAGCAGCCCAUUCAGAGUCAGAUUCAGAGUCAGAUUCAGAGUCAGAGUCAGAACCAAAGCCAGGGCCAGGUGCAGAUGCAGGCGCAGAUGCAGGCGGCCAUGCAGGGUCAACUAGCUGGACAGAUGACUGGACAAAUCGCUGGACACAUGUCCGGCCAGCAGAUGCAUUUGCAAAUGCAGCAGCAGCAUCAGCUCCAUGUGGCAGUGCAUCCCCAGCAUCAGCAGCAGCAGCAGGCUCCGGCUCAUCCGAUACCCAUGCCUGGACAAGGAGCAGGACCCAUCCCCGUAGCAUCCACCACCAACACCACCACCAGCAUGGAACCCAAGGCGGGGGACCAAAGAAAGCGACGCAAGCGGGACGUACAGAAGCCAAGGCGCACCAAUCUGAAUGCCGGACCGGCAGGAGCUCUCAAGGAUCUGACAGGUACGCUACCAGCAGGUGCCAUGGUCCAGCUGGCCGGCAUGGCCCCGGGCACGCAGUACAUCCAGGGAUCGCAGCCGGGCACUGGUCAUGUGAUCACCAGCACUGGUGGACAAGGAGGAGAAGGGAGAGGAGGAGGAGGAGGCGUUAGCCUGGGUGGGGCAGGUGCCUCGCCCAUGCUCAAGAAGCGAGUGCGCAAGUUCUCCAAGGUCGAAGAGGAUCACGAUGCAUUUACCGAGAAGCUGCUGACCCACAUACGCCAGAUGCAGCCGCUCCAGGUGCUGGAGCCGCACCUGAAUCGCAACUUUCACUUUCUGAUCGGCAGCAAUGAGGCGGCCGCUUCGAGUGGAGGCACAGUAUCCUCGGCCAGCGGAUCCUCCUCCUCCUCCUCAUCAGCAGGAGGAGGUGGUGGUGGUGGCAAGCUCAAGGGCGGAGGAUCUCUGGGUGGAUCUCGGGGCUGGCCGCUUAGCAAGCAUUUGGAGGGACUGGAGGACUGUGAUGGCGCCAUUCUGGGUCGCUUUGGACGGGUGCGUCUGCCGGGGAUUCCCUCGCUAUACGACAGCGAACGCUUUGGUGGCAGUGGAGGAUUGAUGGGAGGAUCUGCCACCCGUUCGCCCUCACCCGCGUCCGUGUCCCUGGAAACAGAGAAGGCAGCGCUGCCCAUGUCCAGCAUCCAGAACGAUUUCUACGACCAGGAGUUCUCCACGCACAUGGAGCGUAAUCCGCGCGAGCGCCUGCUGCGACACAUUGGCGCCGUCAAGGACUGCAAUCUGGAGACCAUAGAACUGGUGGAGAGCGAGGGCGUGGCUGCGUGGGCGGCCCUGCCCCGGAUCACCCGCUAUCCGGGAUUGAUACUGCUCAAUGGGAAUAGUCGUUGCCAUGGGCGGAUGUCGCCGGUGGCCCUGCCGGAGGAUCCGCUGACCAUGCGGGUCCCAGUGUCGCCGCUGCUUCGCUCCUGCAGCGAGGAGCUGCGCAAGGCACAGCAGUUGGAACUGGGAACGGGAACUGGAAUGGGAACUGGAAUGGGAGCCCUGAACAACAAUAACUACCAGCAGAAGAACCAGAAUGUGAUACUCGCACUGCCCGCCUCAUCCUCGGAGAAUAUAGCCGGCGUGCUGCGGGACCUGGCCAAUCUGCUGCACCUGGCACCUGCCCUCACCUGCAAGAUCAUCGAGGACAAGAUGGGCGACAAGCUGGAGAAGCUGCAGUCACUGGACCAGGAUCACGACGAAAAGCAGGACUUUAAGCGACCCUCAGCCGCCGUAAGUUAUGGCCAUCUGCGGAAGAUCCUCAAUGGACGCCGCAAGCUGUGCCGCAGCUGUGGCAAUGUGGUCCAGGCCACUGGCUUGCGGAUUCCCCGGCACAGUGUGCCCGCUCUGGAGGAGCAGCUGCCCCGUUUGGCCCAACUAAUGGCCAUGCUCCCGAGGAAGUCGGCACCCCCACCGUUUGUGUACUUCUGCGAUCGCGCCUGCUUUGCCAGAUUCAAGUGGAGCGGCAAGGAGGGCCAGGCGGAGGCGGCCAGUCUGUUGCUGCAGCCGGCCGGUGGCUCCGUCUCGACCUCCGCCACCACGGGUGACUCACCCAGCAGCGCCUCCGGCACCAGCUCAUCAAUGGCGCUGGCGGAGACGACGGUGGUCAAGCAGGAACCGCCGGAGGACGAGGCUGAUGACCAGAAGCAGGGCAACGCUAUCAAUAACUCCAGCAACAGUCUCAAUCUUCCUGUGCAGCGCAAGUGCAUCGUCAAGUGCUUCAGUGCCGAUUGCUUUGCCACGGAUUCGCCGGCCAUCAAACUGGAGUUCGAGGGAGCAGGAGGAGGAGAAGCGGGAGCGGGAUCCGGAUCCGGAUCGGGAUCCGGGUCAGCUAACAAUACGGUUUGGCUAAGGGAGACGGAGGCUAGUGGACUCCAGCUGGAGGACACCAGGCAGUGUGUGUUCUGCAAUCAGCGGGGCGAUGGCCUGGCGGAUGGACCCUCGCGACUGCUCAACUUUGAUGUGGACAAAUGGGUUCACCUGAACUGUGCCCUAUGGUCCAAUGGUGUCUACGAGACCGUCUCCGGGGCACUGAUGAACUUCCAGACGGCUCUGCAGGCGGGUUUGAACCAGGCGUGCAGCUCGUGCCACCAACUGGGCGCCACCAUCAAGUGCUUCAAGUCGCGCUGCAACAGCCUGUACCACCUGCCCUGCGCCAUCCGAGAGGAGUGUGUCUUCUACAAGAACAAGUCUGUGCACUGCAGUGCCCAUGGCCAUGCCCACUCUGGUGGCGUAGCCAGCGGGGGAUCGGGGGCGGGAUCUACAGUUGGUGGCGGCGGAGGAUUGGGAGCUGGCUCCACGGCGGAGAACGAACUGGGCUCGCUGGUCGUCCAUCGGAGGGUGUUCGUGGAUCGCGACGAGAACCGGCAGGUGGCCACCGUCAUGCACUACUCGGAGCUGAGCAACCUGCUGCGCGUGGGCAACAUGACCUUCCUGAAUGUGGGUCAGCUGCUGCCCCACCAGCUGGAGGCCUUCCACACGCCCCACUACAUCUACCCCAUUGGCUACAAGGUGAGUCGCUACUACUGGUGCGUACGUCGACCGAAUCGCAGGUGUCGCUACAUCUGCAGCAUUGCGGAGGCCGGCUGCAAACCGGAGUUCCGCAUCCUGGUGCAGGACGCCGGCGACAGCAAGGAGCCGGAGCGCGAGUUCCGCGACAGCACUCCCUCGGCGGUGUGGCAGCAGAUCCUGCAGCAGAUCACGCGACUGCGCAAGGUGCACAAGUGGCUGCAGCUCUUCCCGCAGCACAUCAGCGGCGAGGAUCUGUUCGGCCUGACGGAGCCCGCGAUCGUACGCAUCUUGGAGAGCCUGCCCGGCAUCGAGACGCUCACCGACUACCGCUUCAAGUACGGCCGCAAUCCGCUGCUGGAGUUCCCGCUGGCCAUCAAUCCGUCCGGAGCGGCGCGCACGGAGCCCAAGCAGCGCCAGCUGCUCGUCUGGCGGAAGCCGCACACCCAGCGCACGGCGGGGAGCUGCAGCACCCAGCGGAUGGCCAACUCGGCGGCCAUCGCCGGCGAGGUGGCCUGUCCCUACAGCAAGCAGUUCGUCCACUCCAAGAGUUCCCAGUACAAGAAGAUGAAGCAGGAGUGGCGCAACAACGUGUAUUUGGCCAGGUCCAAGAUCCAAGGAUUGGGUCUUUAUGCCGCGCGGGACAUUGAGAAGCACACCAUGAUCAUCGAGUACAUCGGCGAGGUCAUCCGCACCGAGGUCUCCGAGAUACGCGAGAAGCAGUACGAGUCCAAGAACCGCGGCAUCUACAUGUUCCGGCUGGACGAGGACCGCGUGGUGGAUGCCACUCUGAGCGGCGGCCUGGCGCGCUACAUUAACCACUCGUGCAAUCCCAACUGCGUGACGGAGAUCGUGGAGGUGGAUCGCGAUGUGCGGAUCAUAAUAUUCGCCAAGCGGAAGAUCUAUCGCGGCGAGGAGCUAUCCUACGAUUACAAGUUCGACAUCGAGGAUGAGUCGCAUAAAAUACCUUGUGCCUGCGGAGCGCCCAACUGCCGCAAGUGGAUGAACUAGAGUCGGGAGGAGCCGGAGCCUCUGCCGGAGGAGCAGAGCAGGCGCAAGAAGCGGCGGCGUGUGCGCCGCUCCCAGUGAACCGGAAUAGGAAUAGGAACAGGAAUAGAAACAGAAACAGGAAUCGGAACAGGAAUUGUUAUAUCUGAUCAAUUAGAUAGAUUCGCUGAGCAGUUUAGACACCGUGUACAUACAUACAAUUAUAUAUAUAUAUAUAUAUCUGCAUAUAUAUAUAUAUAUAUAUAUAUAUAUGCCGAUAUGCUCCAUUGGCGAGCAUAGAGAACCCUGUAAGUUAUGUAUAUGUGCCCACUGUAGCUAAUUCGUAUCCCGUGUCCCACAAAUAUCGCUCGUAGGUGGAGAAGUGGAGGGAGAGUGGAGUGUUUCAUAGUUUAAAUUGAAUGAUUGCUAUCGUUUCUAUAUAUAUAGAGAGAAUAUAAAUGUUAAUGCUAGGACAUGACCGCUAGGCCCCCUGUAAUGUAUUUCUGACUUUUGACCUUGACCCUUGACCCCCUUGACCCCACACAGUCGCAGAGGAGCAUCUUAUUUUAUUUUUUUUUUUUGUCUUAGCACCAUCUCCACCAAAUCCACACCCAAAUCCAUCAUGAGGAAAAACAAACAGAUCCCCAACAGAUGGCCAACCCAAAACUUGACUUUAUGCGUGUGUGCCUUCUUCCCCUCUGUUUACCAUUAUAUCAUUAUUAUCAUAUUUGUAGUGGCUAUUUUUCGAUAUUCGCAUACAUGUACAACCCUUCUUUGAAUAUACAUAUACGCCAAUAAGGAUAUAUACAAAACCUAUUUUUAUUUUAUUUUAUUUAACUAGUUUUGCAAUUAACUUUAAGUACAUUUAUCCAAACUCCAAGCAACGUGUAUUUUUCAUCCCCUUAAAUAGUUAAGUAAAUUUUAUGCCACCAUUUUA
Molecule: messenger RNA, 8640 nt
Organism: Drosophila elegans
Lineage: Eukaryota; Metazoa; Arthropoda; Insecta; Diptera; Drosophilidae
Product: histone-lysine N-methyltransferase trr
Exons: 7
Coding region: 195-7727 (2510 amino acids)
Biological process (GO): nervous system development
Cellular component (GO): nBAF complex; nucleus
Molecular function (GO): protein binding
Source: RefSeq, a predicted model, not a curated record